Messenger RNA from Drechmeria coniospora, 3378 nucleotides. RefSeq lists its product as uncharacterized. The transcript is spliced from 2 exons. The coding region runs from base 1 to 3378 and encodes 1125 amino acids. Lineage: Eukaryota; Fungi; Ascomycota; Sordariomycetes; Hypocreales; Ophiocordycipitaceae. Gene Ontology annotation, molecular function: protein binding. The record is from RefSeq and is a predicted model, not a curated record.
AUGGCAAACCCGCAAGAUCGCCCACGCCUCUCCAGGCUGCCCGUCCCGAAGCCUACGUCGAGCAUCCCAAAGCCCACCUGGGCGGCUGAUCAACCGUCUGCUCGCCAAGCGUCCACCGGCAGUGUAGUUCUGGGCAACAACGCGACAGUCGCAUCGGACCUGCCGCCGUCGAGGAUUCGACCCGCCACGUCACGAUGCCAACUUCGAUCGGCUGACGGUACCGCAAUCCGGCGAGACAGCCCCUUGCGCUCGGUUCCUUCGUGCAACAAGCUUCGCUCGAGUACACCGCAGCCGAUGCCGCCGGUCCAGUCCAACGUCCAGACCCCCGCCGCGACACCUCGAACACCUCGUGUCAUGUCCCGCUCGCAGCGACAACCGAGCGCCAUGCUAAACCAAGGCAUGCGUUCAGACCUGAUGUCCACCGUGGAUACAGAUCCCGAGACGGCGGCAUGUGAUGGGCUGCCAAACAGGGGAGCCUCUGGGGUUGUGGCGGACGAGUUGCCUUGCGUAACACCCAAGGCGGCGGCCACGACCCCGAAGCCUCGACUAUCUCUUGCCGAGCGUACAGUGGAAACGCUGUCGCAAAUUCCGUCAUCGCCCGCCAUGACCAGGAACCCGUCAUCCUUCUUCGAGCACAAUAGACCGGCCUCUCGCACCGACAGCGGCAACUCGAGGCCCAGCUCCAGCUAUGCCUCGGAUGGAUCUGGCAGGAUCCCUUCGAGGCACGGUAGCCGACCAGGCUCGCGCCAUGACUGUGAGGAGGUAGCCGCCCCGACCUCCCGUGCCCCUGCCGUUUCGCUCAAACCGCCCCUGCCAACCGUCGACAUCAUGCCGCAGAAGCUAUCGGAGUUCGCCCCUUUGAGGUCACCAAAGACUAGGCUAAAGUCAACGCCAGGGCCAACGCCGAAAAAGUCCUCGACUUUAUCGGCGUUGAAGAACCCGUCAAUUUCUGACGUCGGUGGUCCGGGCCCGGAAAAGCAGCCCUGCGGGUUACUCCGGCCGCGAUCCGGCCCAAAGGGCGUGGCGCCAAAGGCGCCAAAGUCAGGAUCACCCAUCAUCACCGACUCCCCCCUCCCAGCUGUGCAUCAACCCGAUCAAGACCGCGGCCGAGGGCCCGUCGCCGUUUGGGAUGGCUCCAUUGCGCCCAAAUCACCCGAGCAUACAAGUCCGGCUAGUCCAGCUCUCCCCGGCGGCAAGUCCUCGGCCGCGUUGCGAGAGCAGAUUGCGAAAGCCAAGGCCGCCAAACGAAUGGCCGCGAGGUUGUCUAGUGCCUCCGGCGUAUCCACCACCGUCGACGACACGCGUACCCUGUCGUCGGACGAUGCCGUCUACCUGCACGGGGAGCACAGCGACCCGUUCAAUCAGCGACAGGGAGGAGAAAAUCCGGGCGAGAAUGUGCUGCAGCAGCGGGUGUCCGCGGCCAGGACUUCGGGACGACUCAACAUUGCCGCCCUUGGCCUGAAGGAGAUUCCGUCCCAAGUCAUUCACAUGUACGACUUGGAUAGUGUUGGAGCUGGCCGCUGGGCCGAGAGCGUGGAUCUGACGAGGCUCGUGGCCGCGGAUAAUGAGCUGGAGCAGUUGGAUGAUGCCCUGUUUCCAGAUGUGGGCUCAGAAGCACUGCAAGAAGAUGGCGAUGGUCGGGGCAACAUGUUUGGAGGGUUGGAGACGCUUGAUCUGCACGGAAACAGGCUGCUCGAUGUGCCAAUUGGCUUCCGCCGCUUGUCACAACUAACAUCCUUGAACCUCUCGUCCAAUCGGCUAACCAACGGCUGCCUCGACGUUAUCUCUCAAAUGACGGCGCUGAAGGACCUCAAACUUUCCAAGAAUCAGUUAGCCGGUCCCCUCGGCCCCGCCCUCAAUGAGCUCCGAUGGCUGGAAAUGCUAGAUCUUCACGGCAACAGCUUAACGGAUCUACCAGCCAACAUGGAAAAAAUGACGCGGCUGCGGAUUCUCAACCUGAGCGAGAACAAGUUCGCAUCGCUCCCGUUCGACGACUUGGCGAAGCUGCCGCUGGCUGAGCUGGCGGCAAGGAAGAACAGGCUGUCUGGUGCCUUGAUCCGAGGCUCCGACGUGUCGUUUCCCCUCCUCCAGAUGCUCGACGUCUCAUCCAACCAGCUGACCCAUGUGGUGUCUCCGGAUGGUUGCGUUGGCUUUCCCGUCGUCCAUUCCGUUUCCCUGUCGAUGAACAGGUUGCAGGCGUUGCCGGAUAUGACGACGUGGACGAACCUGGUCACCCUGGCCGUGGACGAGAAUAACAUAUCCGUCAUAUCGAACAGUUUUACUGGCUUGGGGAACCUUCGACAGGCCGACUUUUCUAGCAACGACAUUCGGGUCGUGCCAGCGGAAAUUGCAAGAAUGGAAUGCCUGUCGAUGAUUCGGUUGACGGGCAAUCCCUUACGGGACAGAAAAUUUGUGUCGGCCACGACGGAAGAGCUCAAGAAGGCGCUGGCCGCAAGGCUCGAACCGUUGCCGUCUUCUCGGCCGCCUGGCGACGGUCAAGCAUGGACGAACCGAUCGGAUGGAUUCUUCUCCGAAAGGGAAGGCAGGAAGGAUGACGAGGAUGACCCGUCCGACGAAGACGAAGAGUUCGCUACGCCGCCGACCUCGGCGCCGCAGUCGCCCAUGGGAUCUCGAGCCCAGAGGAUGAGCAGUGAGCCAUCCGACUCGCAGAUCUGGCAUGUCAACCCUGGAGGCGUUCUGGACCGAUCUCGGACCGAUAUGUCGUUGCUGGACGCAGCGAUGUGCUGCAGGGUGGCGGCCGAGCAUCAAGUGCGACAAGCACAGCUCCAUCACAAUUCCCUCUCUUCCAUUCCGAGUUCUCUGAGCUUCUUCGGAGCAACGCUGUCAUCGCUGACGCUUACAAACAACAAGCUGUCGGGCACCACUUUCAUGACCGAGACGUUGCACCUUGAGGCUCUGCGGGAGAUCAACUUGUCAUCGAACCGCAUGACGAGCCUCGAGCCGCUUAUGAGGCUUCUUCGUGCACCGGACUUGGAGAAGGUGGAUGUUUCUAUCAAUCGGAUCGCAUUUCUUCCUCUCAGCCUCAGGGAAGCCUUUCCGCGAUUGACUGUGCUGCUCGCGUCCGGCAACCAGCUGGCCGAGCUUGAACCCGAGGCGAUCCGGGGGCUGGAGAUUGUAGACGCAUCCAACAACGACAUUGGCCAUCUGAAUCCCCGCCUCGGCUUGCUGGGCGGGCAGCAGGGGUUGCGGAGACUGGACGUGACGGGCAACCGAUUCAAAAUUCCUCGCUGGAACGUCUUGGAGAAGGGGACGGAGGAAACUCUGCGCUGGCUACGGGGACGAGUGCCGGCAGAUGAGAUGGAGGUGUGGAGGGAGCAGAAUGGCGAGGAUGAUGGUGACAACGACGCUUGCGUCUGA